AGUAAGAACGUAGAGGAACAGGGUAUCCGAACAUGGCGUCCGGCGCGGAGAGUGAAAGUUUGGAGAAUAAACGCAAGUUAAAGGCAGAUGAAGGUGAAGAUGAGGAGGAGGACGCGUGGGUCGGACCGCUGCCUACUGAAGCUGCUCCGGCUAAGAAGCGGAAAGUACUGGAGUAUGAGAGAGUUUACCUGGACAAUCUGCCUUCUGCUGCCAUGUACGAGCGGAGCUACAUGCACCGUGAUGUCAUUACCCACCUCGCCUGCACCAAGACGGAUUUCCUGAUAACGGCAAGUCAGGAUGGACACGUCAAGUUCUGGAAGAAGAAAGAAGACGAAGGGAUCGAGUUUGUGAAGCACUUUCGCAGCCACCUGGGUGUGAUCGAGUGUAUUUCGGUCAGUGCUGAAGGAGCACUCCUGUGCACUGUGGGGGAUGAUCGGGCCAUGAAGGUGUUUGAUGUGGUGAAUUUCGACAUGAUCAACAUGCUGAAGCUGGGGUUCCACCCUGGUCAGUGUGAGUGGAUCUAUAACCCCGGAGACGCCAUCAGCACAGUGGCCUGCUCUGAGAAGUCCUGUGGGAGGAUCCACGUGUAUGACGGCCGGGGCAGCAACACACCGCUGCACACCUUCGACAAGCUGCACUCGGCUCCUCUGUGUCAUAUCCGGCUGAACCCGCGCUUCCGUGUCAUCGUGUCGGCCGACAGAGCCGGGAUGCUGGAGUACUGGACUGGACUCCCGAGUGAGUUCAAAUUCCCCAGGCAGGUGGAGUGGGAGUAUAAAACCGACACAGACCUGUACGAGUUCGCCAAGUGUAAAACCUUUCCCACCAGCCUGGCCUUCUCACACGACGGGAAGAAGAUGGCCGCCAUCGCCGCCGACCGCAAAGUCCGCAUCUUCCGCUUCCUGACCGGGAAACUCGCCCGCGUAUUCGACGAGUCGCUGACCAUGUUCACAGAGCUGCAGCAGAUGAGGCAGCAGCUACCGGACAUGGAGUUUGGCCGCAGGAUGGCGGUGGAGAGAGAGCUGGAGAAAGUGGACGCUAUUCGACUGACCAACAUUAUCUUCGACGAGACGGGACACUUUGUUCUCUAUGGAACCAUGCUGGGCAUCAAGGUCAUCAACGUGGAGACCAACCGGUGUGUGAGGAUUUUGGGGAAACAGGAGAACAUCCGUGUGGUGCAGCUAAGUCUCUUCCAGGGCGUGGCUAAGACUCUGAAGGCGGCACCAACCAUCGAGAUGAAGGCGUCUGAUAAUCCCGCCCUCCAGAGUACCGAACCCGACCCCACCAUCUUCUGCACCGCCUUCAAAAAGAACCGCUUCUACAUGUUCACAAAGCGAGAGCCAGAGGACACCAAGAGCGCCGACUCGGACAGAGACGUCUUCAAUGAGAAGCCGUCCAAAGAAGAGGUGAUGGCCGCCACGCAGGCAGAAGGCCCGAAGAGGGUCUCGGACAGCGCCAUCAUCCACACCACUAUGGGAGACAUCCACCUAAAGCUGUGUCCUGUGGAGUGCCCCAAAACUGUGGAGAAUUUCUGUGUUCACAGCAGGAACGGCUACUACAACGGCCACGUAUUUCAUCGCGUCAUCAAGGGGUUCAUGAUCCAGACCGGAGACCCCACAGGAACAGGGAUGGGAGGAGAGAGCAUCUGGGGCGGAGAGUUCGAGGAUGAGUUUCACUUCAGUCUGAGACACGACCGGCCGUACACACUCAGCAUGGCCAACGCUGGACCAGGAACCAACGGCUCCCAGUUUUUCAUCACAGUGGUGCCCACGCCAUGGCUCGACAACAAGCACACAGUUUUCGGGCGAACCACCAAAGGCAUGGAGGUGGUGCAGAGGAUCUCCAACGUCAAGGUCAACCCAAAGACAGACAAACCAUACGAGGACAUCAGCAUCAUCAACAUCACCAUCAAGUAGAACAUGCGCGCACAGACUGACUGUCCUGGUCCUGAUUUUGUAUUAUAUUAUUAAUAAAGAUCUUUUUUUUUAA
Molecule: messenger RNA, 1986 nt
Organism: Clarias gariepinus (North African catfish)
Lineage: Eukaryota; Metazoa; Chordata; Actinopteri; Siluriformes; Clariidae
Gene: ppwd1
Product: peptidylprolyl isomerase domain and WD repeat containing 1
Exons: 11
Coding region: 33-1913 (626 amino acids)
Biological process (GO): protein peptidyl-prolyl isomerization
Molecular function (GO): protein binding; peptidyl-prolyl cis-trans isomerase activity
Source: RefSeq, a predicted model, not a curated record